Cryptococcus amylolentus CBS 6039 is the source of this 1645-nucleotide messenger RNA. RefSeq lists its product as hypothetical. Lineage: Eukaryota; Fungi; Basidiomycota; Tremellomycetes; Tremellales; Cryptococcaceae. Gene Ontology annotation, cellular component: chromosome. Bases 352 to 1632 code for a protein of 426 amino acids. Gene Ontology annotation, molecular function: DNA topoisomerase type II (double strand cut, ATP-hydrolyzing) activity; DNA binding. The record is from RefSeq and is a predicted model, not a curated record. The transcript is spliced from 16 exons.
GACCCGGCGUGACAGAGUAACAACAAGGAAGGCUUGAUGGACCCCUUUUCCCGCGCGUCGCGCUUGUCCUCUCUAGGCUACCCUAUACCCGACCAACCCCCUGCGCGCUAUCUUUACAUCGCCCUCACGCCGGCAUUCUCCGCCUCUGCGCCCUCGACAAAACAGGGUGCCCCCACGGAGCACUCAAAACCUCCUUUCCCGCCAGGAUCGCCGAUGACGACCAUCAACGCAGAUUCGCCCGGCACAGGGGGAAUAUAAAAACUGGCAGGUUUUCAUUUUGCCUCUCUACCUUCUCCCCAAAGCCAUCCCCUGAACCAAUCCUUUGCCCACCGACUAUCGCCACUCACCAACAUGCCCGCCAAGCUUACUCCCAAGUCCGACAUUUACAGCGCAUUCGAAGCCGAGAUGGAAGUGAUGGAGCGCGUAGGCGCCAUUGUGCAAGCAAGGGAAGAAAAGUCAUUUGUGGAGCAACAAGUCGCGAGAGCGUCUGCUCCAGGAGAUGACUGGGCCACUCAGUGUGAGAACGCCCAUCGCUUUGUGGUCGAUACGGCGAGAAAGUUGUUUGAUGAUGUUGGCGUGAUGUGUGAUAGAAAUAUCGCAAUACUCAAACACCGCUCAUCCCGACGCCAAUCCGAGUUCACCGACACAAGCAAAGGGAUCAGCGUCACUUUGACGCGAUCUCGGGACAAAGUCACCACCGUCGCUAAGAUGCCAAGCACGAAGGCGGAUGAUUCCCGGCGGCUGGUCCUGACCGCCAAGAUCUUGAUGGUGAUGUAUGCGAGUAUCUCCAAGGAUAGAACGAUUUCUAUGAGAGGCUCCCACUACUACACAAAGCAUGUGUGCGGCGACUACCGACAUUCGAGCAGCAUGGCUUAUGACAUUGCCGAAACUGCGGGACUCCCCCUCGAAGCUUUCGGGAUAAUUCCGGAGGCUAGAGGAAAUUUAAUAUGCCGUCACCCGGUCACUAUCGCGAGGGAAACGGGCUCUGAUUUACAUUUCGAGCCCUUUCAGGCCAUCCACUUCGAUACCAAGUGGUUCCCCACGGCCAUCGAAAUCCACGGCAACAUAGAGAAGUUGUUGUACACGGAGAAGAUAGCCUCGAUGGAGAAGCUGAACGAUUUGGGUAUCCUGACGCAGGAGCGGGUGGAGGUGACAGUUCUCAUGGCUAGCCAUGGUCGACUCGACCGUGCUACUGUCAGGCUCUUGCAUCUGCUGGCCGACGCCUACCCCGCCAUGCAGAUGAACGCCCUCUUCGACGGAGACCCAUACGGCGUGUCAAUGAUGGCCAACCUCUGGGAUGGGAGUUCUCGUUUUCCGCUCCAGUCGUCGAGGAGCCUGAGGAGGCGAGUCCGAUGGCUGGGGCUUAGGCUCUCCCAGAUGGAGGAAAUGAUCGCUGAAGGGGAGAACGCCCAAUUCUUGCUCCCCCUCGGGGAGGGCGAUUGGAACCAACUGUCUGCGAUGAGGAGGCGUGGGGCGGAUUGGGAGAUCGAGGAGGAGCUGUGUUUAUUGGAGGCAAGGGGAGAGAAGUUGGAGAUAGAGACUGUAUACCAUUUCGAGGGACAUGUGGGGGGUGUGAAGGUGUUUUUCGAAGAUUAUGACUUCGCUUUUAUACUUCACGAAAUGUCCAAAUAGAGACGGAUGUAUG